AUGAAGCAAGACAGCUGUGACGCAAUCACCUUGCCUAAUCAACGCCCUAUGACACUCGCUAGUGCUCAUUCUGAAAUUGUCCACAAUCAUAGCUAUGUCACAAAUACCCCCAGAAAGUUCGCCAAUCCCGGCCCCCUUGGCCUUUCAAGUUUUGCGGCAACCACCUUUCUGCUGUCAUUAUUUAACCUCCAGACCAGGGGGAUCAAGACUGAAAGUUUGAUCGUUUCUAUGGCAUUCGGUUAUGGCGGUAUAAUUCAGGUGCUCGCAGGGAUGUGGGAAUUUGCUUGUGGGAACACGUUUGGGGCAACUGCCUUCUCGUCUUACGGUGGCUUCUGGAUCAGCUUUGGCCUCAUUCUAUCUCCCAAUUCUGGUAUCUUGGCCGCUUACGCCACUAAGAAAGAUGAACUGGAAAGCGCCCUCGGACUAUACCUGUUGGCAUGGUUUAUUUUUACAUCGGUGAUGCUUCUUGGCUCCUUGAGGACAUCGGUCGCACUUAUUGCCUUAUUUUUCUUCCUCGACGUGACAUUUUUGCUGCUAGCGAUUGGUAAGCUUUGUACCGAAGGCCACGCACUUGCCAAAGCUGGUGGAGUCUUUGGUCUUAUCACUGCAUUUAUCGCGUGGUAUGUCGCGGCUGCGGGCCUUUUGGAGGCAGAAAAAAGUUUCAUCAGACUACCAACUAUUCCUCUUGGAGAGUCAAGCGACCGCAAAGACGAUUGA
Puccinia triticina is the source of this 717-nucleotide messenger RNA. RefSeq lists its product as uncharacterized. Bases 1 to 717 code for a protein of 238 amino acids. The transcript has 13 exons. Gene Ontology annotation, cellular component: plasma membrane. Gene Ontology annotation, molecular function: acetate transmembrane transporter activity. Lineage: Eukaryota; Fungi; Basidiomycota; Pucciniomycetes; Pucciniales; Pucciniaceae. The record is from RefSeq and is a predicted model, not a curated record.